This is a messenger RNA of Staurois parvus, 294 nucleotides long. NCBI's taxonomy places the organism in Eukaryota, Metazoa, Chordata, Amphibia, Anura, Ranidae. The record is from the annotation of a GenBank genome assembly.
GCCAUGUGAUCAGCUGUGUCCAAUCACAGCUGAUCACUGAUCAUCAGGGCACUGAUGAUCAGUGUGGCCCCAGAAGUGCCACCUGUCAGUGUCCAUCAGUGCCAGCAGUCAGUGCUCAUCAGUGCCACAUCAAUGCCACAUAUCAGUGCAUACCAGUGCACAUCAAUGCCACAUAUCAGUGCCCAUCUGAGCUGCCUUUCAAUGUCACCCAUCAGUGCCACCUCUCAAUGCCAAUCAGUGUCAGUCAGUGUCGCCUAUCAGUGCGCAUCAGUGCCGCCUAUCAGUGCCAGUCAG